AUGGAUCCUAACGAGGAUACCGAGUGGAACGACAUUUUACGUUCGAAAGGGAUCUUACCCGAAAAAGAACCCGAUGUGGACGAUGUGCUGGACGAUGCAUUGGUAGAUGCCAAAGAGCUUGCACACGAAAAUCGGUUAGAAAAGAAAACUUUAGACGAACUUGAUGAGUUAGAAGAUGAAGAGGAUGAUGAAUUUUUGCAGAUCUAUCGAAACAAGCGGAUUGAGGAAUGGAAACAGAGAAUGUCGAAAGCAAAAUAUGGCUCCGUUUACCCAAUUUCUAAGCCUGAAUACACCCAAGAAGUUACAGAAGAUAGUAAAAAUGUUUUCGUCGUUGUGCACAUGUUUCAAGAUUCUAUCCCUGCCUGUAAACUCUUGAACGGUAUUCUUGAGCGUUUAGCUCCCAUGUACCCACAAAUUAAGUUUGUGAAAAUUGCCGGCAAGCAAGCAGUCGAAAAUUAUCCCGACAUCAUGAUGCCUACUUUGCUUGUGUAUGGUCACGGUGAUCUACAGCAGCAAUUUUUGACUUUAACAACUUUGGGAGGUAUGGGAACUACUGUUUACGAUGUUGCUAAGGCAUUGGUUCAUGCUGGCGCGCUUAAGGAAGGUGAAAUAGCUCCUCUUCGUGAAUCUAGUUCUCUAAACUUUGAAUCUGGUCGUCGUGACAAUGAGGCUGAUGAAGAGGAGGAUUAUGAUGAUUUUGAUUAA
Schizosaccharomyces osmophilus is the source of this 705-nucleotide messenger RNA. RefSeq names its product phosducin family protein Plp2 (gene plp2). Bases 1 to 705 code for a protein of 234 amino acids. Gene Ontology annotation, cellular component: cytoplasm. Lineage: Eukaryota; Fungi; Ascomycota; Schizosaccharomycetes; Schizosaccharomycetales; Schizosaccharomycetaceae. The record is from RefSeq and is a predicted model, not a curated record. Gene Ontology annotation, biological process: protein folding. The transcript is spliced from 3 exons.